AUGGCUACAAUUGCUGACCAGUUAUCGAGUGCAGCAGCCAGAGGGGACCUGCAGCUAGCAAGAACCAUGUUAGAAGAGGGUGCAGAUCCCAAUGUCAGAAACUCUUUUGGAAGGAGCCCCAUACAGGUUUGUGGGUGCAGGGAAGGAGGAAAGAUGACCCAAUAAAAAAAAAAAAAUUAAAAAAAAAAAUGUAUAUAUAUAAAUAUUCUGUGAUGCCUUUCUUAGCUUACCUACUUUAAUAAAUAUAUACACAAAAGUUGAAUGAGGCAGGGGGAUGGGGGAUUGAAUGCGGGGCUUAUUCACUAAACAGCGAAUUUUUUUAAUUUUGUUUCAUGAGCUGACAACAGACAUAAGCAAAGCUACCUAAGAUUUUCCCAGGAUGACUUGUGUUUUUUAGCUAUUUAUUUUAUGAACGAAUUUGCUAUGAAUUUACAAAUGACUGGUGCCAGAAUUACAAUUACUGAAUUAAAAAGGAAAGGGAGCAUAUAAUUUUACUACUACACUUUACUUGUUUACACAUUUUAGAUAAAGUGUAAUUAAAACAAGAAUGGACAGUUAAAAUUAAACGCAAAUUAAUUAUUAUAUCUUAAAAAUGAACUGAACUUUUAGCAGGAUUAUUCACUAAAGUCGCCGUGCUUUUAUUUCGGUUACUCUGGUCUUAACUAUGUAAUUCCCUUUAUUCUAACUUUAGUAAGUAUCCCUGCAAGUUCACUUUAAGUAUACAUACAAAAGCAGAAAGUGGAAAUAUAGGGGGAGAAGUCUGGGGGUUAUACUCAUUAAACCAGAAUAGGCGAUUUAAAUUAAACAUAAUUAUUAUAAUUAAGUGACAACAUAAAAAUCUUGUUUCUAUUAUAAUUCAUGAAAAAUCUGGAAUUCAAAAAUAGUGAAUUUCGCAGCCAAAAUAGACAAGGGGGAGGGAGUGUGGAGGGGGAAUUAGUUAGCUGUAUUUUCAUUACAGUAAUUUUGAUAUAAAUAUCUAUCUAGCUAUAUAUAUACCCAUCCGUAAAAAGUGACAGCACUCCAUGAUAUUACAAAAAAUUUAAUAUCAUAUUUUUAGCAACAUUGUUCCAUCACCCAGAACCGAAAGAAGAGUGGUAUCGCAUAAUGAUGCGGAUUAAUAGAACUGAUCCCAAAUAAGGUGAUCGCAUGUCCCCAACAAAGAAUAAAUAUGGUGAAGUACACGUAUUCUAGAGAACAGUAAAUAACUAUUUUAGAGUAACAUUAAAUUAUUUUCUAUUACAUUUUAAUACACUGCCCUUAUUAUUUUUAUACAUGUACCGGCAGGUGAUGAUGAUGGGAAGUUCUCAGAUGGCACAACUCCUGAUUGAUUAUUUGGCUGACCCAAAUAUCGCGGACCCAUCCACAGGAAUGACUCCAGCCCACGAUGCAGCCGGCUCUGGCUUUCUGGAUACCCUGCUAGUGCUGCUCCGCGGGGGAGCGUACCUGCACCGACCACUAGACAACUGGGGGAGGUGUCCAGUGGACCUGGCCAGCGCACAGAUGAUGGACAGUCUGUCAGAGCUAGGCUUAGUCUGA
Molecule: messenger RNA, 1536 nt
Organism: Pelobates cultripes (western spadefoot toad)
Lineage: Eukaryota; Metazoa; Chordata; Amphibia; Anura; Pelobatidae
Source: the annotation of a GenBank genome assembly